Molecule: messenger RNA, 1993 nt
Organism: Myotis brandtii (Brandt's bat)
Lineage: Eukaryota; Metazoa; Chordata; Mammalia; Chiroptera; Vespertilionidae
Gene: SLC22A15
Product: solute carrier family 22, member 15
Exons: 12
Coding region: 1-1596 (531 amino acids)
Biological process (GO): transmembrane transport
Cellular component (GO): membrane
Molecular function (GO): transmembrane transporter activity
Source: RefSeq, a predicted model, not a curated record
AUGCACUGCGGAUGGACUAGCCGUCAGCAAGGUGGGAGGCAGCUCUACGUGGCCACGGAAGCCAUCCUCAUCGCGCUGGUGGGGGCCACGCCCUCCUACCGCUGGGACCUGGCCGAGCUCCUGCCGAACCAGAGCCACGGCAGCCAGUGGGCGGGUGAGGACCUGGCGCUGGGGGACUGGCUCCUGAAGGCCAACGGCAGCGAGGUGCGCAAGCACGUGCACUUCAGCGGCAGCUUCACCUCCAUCGCCUCCGAGUGGUUUCUGAUUGCCAACAGAUCGUACAAAGUCAGCGCGGCCAGCUCCUUCUUCUUCAGCGGCGUGUUUGUGGGCGUGAUCUCUUUCGGGCAGCUUUCCGAUCGCUUCGGGAGGAAAAAGGUCUACCUCACAGGUCUUGCGCUUGACAUCUUAUUUGCUAUUGCGAAUGGGUUUUCACCCUCAUAUGAGUUCUUCGUGAUGACCCGCUUCCUGGUGGGCGUGAUGAAUGGAGGGAUGUCCCUGGUGGCCUUUGUCCUGCUGAACGAAUGUGUGGGCGCCGCCUACUGGGCACUCGCAGGGUCGAUCGGCGGCCUCUUCUUCGCAGUCGGCAUCGCCCAGUGCGCCCUGCUGGGGUACUUCAUCCGCUCCUGGAGGAGCCUGGCCGUGCUGGUGAACCUGCAGGGGACAGCGGUCUUUCUCUUAUCUUUAUUCAUUCCUGAAUCACCUCGUUGGUUAUACUCCCAGGGUCGACUGAGCGAGGCGGAAGGGGCUCUGUACCUCAUCGCCAAGAGGAACCGCAAGCUCAAGUGCACGUUCUCACUCACUCACCCGGCCAACAGGAGCUGCAAGGCCUCGGGGAGUUUCCUGGACCUGUUCCGGCACCGGGUCCUCCUGGGGCACACGCUGACCCUGAUGUUCAUCUGGUUCGUGUGCAGCCUGGUGUACUACGGCCUGACUCUGAGCGCCGGUGACCUGGGCGGGAACCUCUACGCCAACCUGGCCCUGUCUGGCCUCAUAGAGAUCCCCUCCUACCCUCUCUGCAUCUACUUGAUUAACCACAGGUGGUUUGGUCGGAGGCGGACGUUAGCAGCAUUUCUGUGCCUGGGAGGACUGGCUUGUCUCGUCGUAAUGUUUCUUCCAGAAAAGAAAGACACGGGCGUGUUCGCCGUGGUGAACAGCCGGUCCUUGUCUCUGCUGGGGAAGCUGACCAUCAGCGCCGCCUUCAACGUUGUGUACAUCUACACCUCUGAGCUCUACCCUACAGUCAUCAGGAAUGUUGGGCUUGGCACCUGCUCCAUGUUCUCCCGCGUCGGUGGGAUCAUUGCUCCCUUCAUCCCCUCUCUGAAAUAUGUGCAAUGGUCUUUACCUUUCAUUGUCUUUGGAGCCACGGGCCUGGCCGCGGGCCUGCUGAGUUUGUUAUUGCCCGAAACCCUGAACGCCCCGUUGCUAGAGACCGUUUCCGACCUCCAGGUGUACUCCUACCGGAGUCUGGGGGACGAAGCUCUGUCUUUGCAGACCCUGGACGUCCCACAGUCCGUGGACAAGGGCAGCGCUCCGGGGAGUGAGAGUGAAGAGGAAGAAUUUUAUGAUGCGGACGAAGGGACUCACAUGAUCAAGUGAGAGGCCCCAGGUUCCUCCUCCGGAGCAGGAGGUCAUCUUUCGUGCCUCCGGCGAAGGCAGGUUCUGCCGGGAACUAAAGAGAGCUGGGCUCGGACACAGGUCGAAGGUGCUCAGCUUCGGGACUGUUUCCAGGCACAGAGCGAGUUGGAGAAGAGAGUUCCUGAGCGAGGCCAUCACUGCAUUGAGGAAAUAGAUGUUACUGUGUCCAGAAUCCGGGUUUAGCUCAGAAUCACGACCUCUGGCCAGACGCUCAAGUCCACAGCCAGAGUGGCAAACCCACCUGUUUCUAGAAGUGCGAUCGGGUUGCUGUUCCUUCAUUAGGACCUAAAGGCAGAUAUGUGAAAAGUUUUUCUCACCGUUUCAGUAACAGAAGAUAAACACCCUUAAGGUUUCAUUG